Xiphophorus hellerii (green swordtail) is the source of this 3859-nucleotide messenger RNA. RefSeq names its product DNA fragmentation factor, alpha polypeptide (gene dffa). The transcript has 6 exons. Bases 126 to 1070 code for a protein of 314 amino acids. Gene Ontology annotation, biological process: regulation of apoptotic process; apoptotic process. The record is from RefSeq and is a predicted model, not a curated record. NCBI's taxonomy places the organism in Eukaryota, Metazoa, Chordata, Actinopteri, Cyprinodontiformes, Poeciliidae.
GCUCAAGUGGCGGUUCCGCAUUCGAAAAGGCAGAAGUACAUUAGCUGAAAGCGUCGGACUGUAGUUUUGUGGUUUCUAGGUUGAAAACUCACAAUCAGUACAGGACUCAAAGCUUGAGGCUUAUAAUGACAGACGGGAGAUCCUGCAAAGUGUGUAACUUCACACGGCAGAAAUCAUACGGAGUGGUUGUUCCCACGUUGGAUGAUCUGAAGAAAAAAGGAUGUGAGUUUCUGGGAGUGAACCCCUCAGACCCGGUCACUGUGGUCCUUGAGGGUGAUGGGACCAUAGUAGAGGAUCAAGCCUACUUUUUGUGUUUGCCUUUUAACACCAUGUUCAUGCUGCUGCAUGACAAAGAAACGUGGGCUCCAGCUCGCAAGAUUGAUGGCGGCACGGCUUGGAUGGCGAGAGAGUCUGUGGUUCUGGAAACUGAUGUCGUAGACUCCAACGUUAUUGAGGCGCCGUGGUGGAAUCUGGCGCUGCAGCUGAAGCAAGACCUGACCAGUAUCAUUCUCAUGUCUGAGGGAGACCUACAGUCUUUAGUAGAGGCGCCGUGCUCUGAACUAGCCUCUGCCCUGGGCUUCCAAGAGAAGAAGGCAGAGGAACUUCAGGAGACGCUGCAGAGGGUUUUAGAUCGCAGAGAGGAGGAAAGGCAGUCCAAAGAGCUGCUCCAGUUAUACCUCAAAGCUGUGGAGAACGAGGACAGACAGCAGGGAGCCACAAGUCCUUCUAGUCAGGACGGUGCUGGAGAUGUGGAUAUGCCGGACGGAUUGGAGGUGGAUUCUUCGUCCGAGUUCAUGUCCAGGACACUGAUGGUCCUGAAAGGCAAAACCAGCCCAGAGACCAGACUCUCCACUGAGGAUUUGCAGGCUGUAGUGAGCAGAGGGCUGGAAGCCAUGCAGCAGGUGCUGGGUUGGGACACAGGCAGGACCGCCGCGCUGCUGCAGGCCUGCAAAGCGGAGCUGUCGACGCGCCUGCAGCAGAUUCAGGCCAUGCAGUCCAUCAGCGGCACGCAGCAGGACAGCAGCAAACACAGGGAGGGGGCGGGAACAGCGACCCAAGGCAGCAGCUAGGUUUGACCGAGCAGAGACUGAUAAGGAUUCACACUAACCUGCCUCGAGGUCAGGAGAAUGGGAUUUGCUCUGUGUUGCUGUUUAUGUAGCUACAGCUAAAAAUGUUGAAGAUGUGGAUCUCUGCGUGGUUUUGAGAACGCUGAGAAAGCUGGUGAAGUUGGUCUGGAGAGCGCCUGGCCUGAUUUGCACAAAUGUGUUCAGUUUGAAUAUGUUUAACCACUUUUUGAUUUCCAUAUUUGGGUUAUGUUGGGAUGAUAGCUACAGACAAACAUAUGCUUAUGAAUAUUAACAUGCUAGCUCCCAGUUGUCUUAUAUAUAAAGAUGUAAUGGAGGCAAGCGUGGUUUUGCUGAAAGUUAAUGUCAUCCAGUACUUCGAGAGCUAAAGGUGCCACAAUAAAUAAAUACUUACAUAUUUAUUUAUAUGUGGCAAUUAAAAAAUAUUGGUAUUGUAUUCAUCAAAUAGUUACUCAUCAUUACGGAAAUAUUUGUAAUUCUUAAAAUACACAAUUAUAUCUGCUAAUCUUCCUUUUAAAGUUGAAUUCAAUGGUAAAAGCUUAUAAUAAUUAUUGUAGUAUUUAUAUAAUUAUCUCAUAGUCCUGAAUUGCAGCACAUGGUGUUUUUUGUUGUUGUUUUUUUAAACUUGUGAGCCAUACUCAUUAAAUCGGUGGCCUGGACUAACUCAGCUACAGGCAAAGUGAUUGGCCUGAUGUCCAUUAACCAAUCUAGCAUCAGAGUAUGAUUCCCACAUUGGGGUAUUUUUUUGUUUUGUUUUUUUGUUUUUCUAGCAAAAGACAAACAUCUUUAGCUUGAUGUUUGUCUAAGCCAAAGUGACUGUUUACAUUACUUCAUGAUGGGCCGUAGAUAAGGGAACUAUGAAAUAAUUAAAUAAAUAUUGAAGUACUUAAAAGUUUAACAUACAAGGAAUUUAAACUCUAAUUAAUGAUUUCUGUUUUAUGUUUUUCGUAUUUAAAACCUUACUGGCAGAUAAAUAUUAACAUUUUAUUUAAAGUAUCACGUGUACAAGUUUGACGAGUCAUUUUCUGGAUUGUGGCACCUUCAGCCCCCCCACAUUUAAAGCAAACUAAUCAAUACCUUAGUUGUUUCGGAACCUCUUCGUAUUGUCCACUAGAUGGCACUGAACAUGGUUUCUGCAGGGUACCAAAACAUUUAAUAACAUAAAUAAAAUUAAAAAAAACUGUACAGAUUUCCCAUACUAGCUUUUAAAUUUGCAUUAGUUUAUAUAACAGAUUUGUUUACUCAUUCAUUUUUAGUUUUUAUUUUUUGCUUCUGAAAACAGUUAUUGUAACGUCAUCCACUACUAGCUCGUUUUUUUUCUGUGAAUAACAAAUGUUUACUUGAUGUUUGGUUAGGAAACAGAGCUUUUAAUAACUGUAUAAAACCUCUGGUCAGUUGCUGUUUUAGGUUUACUGUAUGCAGUAAGCCUUGGUGUAAAAGUAUUGUAGUCAUCUUCCUAGGGAAAAAAAACCCAACAAGUUUCAGCUUGGUUAUCUUGCCAAGCUAAGUGAGCGCCGUUAUUUAUUAAUUCGGAUUAAAUCAUUUCUUGCUAUUCAUGCUUGUCCUAAAUGUGAAUAAUAUUGGUCUGAAAAAUGUUCUAAAAAGGUUUAUACUUUACUUUUUGACACUCACAGGUACCCUUAAAUAUGUCACUGUUUAACAAUAAAUCUAGAAAUUGUGUUUUGUAAUCUUGAGUUUUCUGGUGUUCACUUUCUGCUUUCAGUUGUAUUAGAUAUACAAUUAGCUGGUGAAUUUUGUUAGUGUUUUACCUAAAAACUGCUUUGCCUUGUCUAUUCUCUAAGUUAGGCUAGUUGCAGUUAGCUUCAUAGAUAGUAAUCAGUUGCUAAACUGUUCAUAUAAAUAAAUAUAAUUUCUUCCCAGAGAUGGACAAAGUGCUCCUCUGAGUUUGUCAAAUUUCUCCUUUUUAAAUCUGCCAAUUACUAUAUUUCGAACACCUCCAUUAAUGAUGACAAAUAUGCUCUAUGUUUCAUCAGAUGCAGCAUUUUAGCAGAGUAGAAAAAAGGGAUUUGAAUGAGCUAAAGGAGCCAUUUCAAGGCCAAUCAAAUGGCAUCAUUUAGUUUGUUUGGGGAACAAUUUUUAUGUGUUCGCAAUGAUGUGCUCAAAAAUCCAGGGCAACUUUUACAAAACUUAAAGCAUCAAUCAGAUGCCAUUUGCUACAUACAAAUUUCUUUAGUCAGAUUUCUUACUUAUCAGUUAAAAAGGAGUUGUUUUCUUUUCUUUCUUACAGCAAAUUCUAUCUGAAAAAUAUAAACAGCCUUCUGCCUGAGCAGACUCGUACGACACUGCCAGAAACCAGAUAACACUACCAGAUUAACACGUUAUCUAUGUACUGUGGAUGAUUUAAGUGUACAUCUUGCAUACAAUCCCGACAGUCAUGUGUUGGUCUGAUGAAUGUGUGAUGUAAGACUGUGUGUGUUGGUCCGUGUGACAUGAACAUGCAGUAGGUUCUCUGUUGUGUCCUCUUAUCUCUGGAACACCGAACAGAAUCAAUGGUCUUAUUUUUACUUAUGUAAUUUGUGUUUUUUAUAAUACAGACAAACCGUGCUCCAUUCCCAACUGUCCUAGCGUAUUAGUGAGUAUUGUGUCUUUGCGAAAACAGCUGAGCUUUGGUGUGAAGCGGACCCAUUGCUUUUUCAUGAAUAGUUUUUAAGCAGAUUGUUCUCCAGGAUACAUCAAGGUGUAACGUCUGUAUAAUAUGAUGCAACGGCGAACUUUUAACAUGUCUUUUGGUAAAUAAAUGUGUCUAAAGUUUU